Molecule: messenger RNA, 551 nt
Organism: Jatropha curcas
Lineage: Eukaryota; Viridiplantae; Streptophyta; Magnoliopsida; Malpighiales; Euphorbiaceae
Source: RefSeq, a predicted model, not a curated record
CCUUAGCUCUUGCAUUUCCCCACACCCACCAAACAUACAUUACCUUACUCGUUAUUUUUAUAUUCUUCAAAGAUCAUGGCUGUUGUUACUACUCAGACUGAGAUUGCUACUGCAGUUCCCCCAGCCAAGUUGUUCAAGGCUUUACUCUUUGAAGCUCAUGUCUAUGCCCCUAAAAUUCUCCACCAGUUCAUCAAAAGCAUCGAUAUUCUUCAGGGAGAUGGAGGUGCUGGAACUAUUAAGAAAACCAACUUUGUAGAAGGGUUUGGAGUCUACUUAAAGGUCAAGGUAGAUGCAGUAGAUGAAGCCAACUUGAAAUUCGUCUACACUGCGUUUGAAGGUGAGCCGUGGGUAGAUACGGUAGAAAAAGCUACGUAUGAGACACAAGUAGUAGCUGCUCCUGGCGGAGGAUCCAUCUACAAGGCCACCAACAAGUACUACCCUAAGGGCAACGCUGAGAUCGAUAUCAGCAAAAUCAAGGAUGCUGAAGAAAAAACCGAAGGACUUGUCAAGGCUGUUGAAGCCUAUCUUGUGGCAAAUCCUGAUGCCUGAAA